Paraglomus brasilianum is the source of this 627-nucleotide messenger RNA. The record is from the annotation of a GenBank genome assembly. NCBI's taxonomy places the organism in Eukaryota, Fungi, Glomeromycota, Glomeromycetes, Paraglomerales, Paraglomeraceae.
AUGCGAUCCAAGACAAGUUUCCGGCUUGAUAAGGAUAAGAUACGUGCUAAAAUUGAACAAGAGUUGAAGGGAAAAGAUAGUCUUGUAAAUAUUAAUUUCCCCGCUGAAGAUCUUCGUGACAUUGGCGUACGUCAAGCUAUUCAUGACGCCUUUAAAGCUGAAAGAAUCGGGGAUAGCUUAUUUAUCAAGUGUGAUGUCAACAAUAGAGACCUACGAUCUGAUGUGGGUGUGUGGUUCCAACAACCAUCUCAUGACGAAAGAUUCAGGCCUAUUAUCCAUCCAUGUCCACCUCCUAAUGUGUGGAUUAAGGUAUGCUUCAAUAACGCCAAAGACCGAAAUUAUAUGCUGAAUAAGAUUAAUUGGCUUCAGCAAAAUACAACUGGCAUUGAAUUUGUAGCAAUAAUCAUUCCUUCUGGAAUAAUUCCUUCCAAUCCUAAUCCUCAAAUAUCCACAACUCAUGCAACUAUUGAACAAACACGACCUACAAGAGCUCCAUACAUUUGUCAUAGUCAUUGGGAUGCAAAUAAUUAUGAAAACUGGUACAAAAUGGAUUGGAACCAACAUAUUACUCUUAGAUGUGGUUUAAUGAUAGACUUUAAUAUUGUGCUUACUGAGCUGUCGUACUAG